AUGGACGAAGGAAGGGACUUACCCAAGAGGCCGUGGGACACCUGCCGAGAGGUCCCCGCCAUCGGAGAUGAGCGGACGCCGUGGAAGAUGCUCAAACUGCUGGCGAUCAUCUCAACCACUGUGGUCGCUGUGGUUGUGUUUGGCUUGGCCCUGUGUAGCAAGGCGGCUUUUCUCCUCCUCAUCACGUUGUCCAACUACGGCACGAAGACCCUCACGGAUGAGCAGAGGCCCGUCGCCCUGCUGUGCAUCGGCUGCGUUCUCAUCGCCUCCAGCGUGCUUCUCUUCCUGACGAGCAUCUGGAAGGCGUGUCACAAAAGCUCAAAGAUACCGCGCAAAAGCACUGUCGCCGUGGUUCUGGUCUUCGAGUUCCUGGUAGCUAUGGGCGCGUCGAUCCUCACCAUCAUCGCGAUGCCGCACCUGGACAUCGUGACCAACAUAACGAUCCUGAGCAGCGUGGCCGUCGUCUCGGCGCUCCUCCAGGUGAUCACGCAGUGCACCGCCAAGGCAAAGAAGCGCUUCCUGGUGCCCUCCAUCAUCGCCUUGAUCCUCAUCUUGCUCGGUUACGCCCUGUUCGUCUACCUGUACAUCACGAAGGAUCUCAAUGACACCAAGACCAUCAUUUGGGUGGGACUGGCUGUCGGUGGGUCUAUCUUGAUGUCUUUUACCUGGUGGGAGAACUACUUCAGGCUGAUCAGCCAGAACAGCAGCUCCGUCUUCCUCAGCCUGCUGAUGAGAGACGUGAAAAAGUGCCAGAACAUGCUGAACAUCAUGUCCAGCCUGCUCCGGAUCGCGGUGACCGCCGUCGUGCUCGGAGCCUACAUCCCUCUGGUCAAAAUGGACUGGAACGCCGUGACCUCCAUCCCAACCCGCGAGACAAGAAUUAUAGCCAUCAUCAUCGGGGUCCAGCUAGUCUCCUCCUCACUCUGCCACUGGUUUUCAUUGGCGGCCUGCAAGAUGCACGCCCUGCGCCGGUGCUUCAUCCUGCCUUUGCACCUGGCCUCUCUGGCCGUCAUGGUUCUCUUCGUCGUCCCCGUCAUCGUUUACUAUCAAGACUACAAAACGAGCCUGAACGGGACCGCGAUCGACUUCGCAGGCUACUGCAGCCAAGUCGUCGAUACAAGAAACCAAAGCCUGAACGGCAGCGUGUUCCCGGGCCUGGUUCUGGAUGUUACACACACUCUGUGCGUCCUGGACAUGUCCAAGCCAUUUGACAUUGGCAUGCUGACAGGCUACGCAGUUUGCUGGUGGCUCGGCCUUGUGUUGGCCACCGUCCACAUCUGGUACCUCAGUCUGUAUCGUAUCCAGAGGACCCAGGACCUGUUCACCCGGCGGCUGUUCGAGGGAGGGUUCCUAGACCAGUCGCUGCUUCUGAACACUCGAUUCGAAAUCCAGACGUCUUCAAGGAGAAAGCAAUUCAAAUCUCUCGACCCGGUGAAAGUCUUCAUUUGUGCGACCAUGUGGCAUGAAACCCACGAAGAGAUGAUGAAUAUAAUCAUUUCGAUAUUCCGACUGGACAGAUACAGGCCGAAUAAGGAAGAACAAAUGAGUGACGUUACCUUCGAGGGACAUAUCUACUUCGACGACGCCUUCAAAAGUGUUCCCGGGAGCCAGGGGCACAUCGUCAACGAAUACGCCGAGAUGCUCGUGAACAUUCUCAGAGAGGUUUACGGUAUCUUCUUGAACAUCAACAAAGGCUACUUCACAAAGCAGCAGCAGAUCCCCGAUCAGACGAUCAUAACAACGCCGUACGGAGGCCGCGUGGUGCUCACCAUGCCUCAGGGGAACACGCUAACAGUUCACUUCAAGGACAAGACGCUCAUCCGCCACAAGAAGAGAUGGUCCCAGGUCAUGUAUUUGUACUACCUCCUUGGCUGGAAAGAGUUUGAUCUGAAAGAAAGGUUUGAGGUAAAACGCAAAUGGACACACACACACACACACUCACACACACACACACCAGUGCAUACCUUCCAAUAUCUGUAUGUGAACAGAAGCUAACUGAAUCUGUUCCCCCAGAAAGAGAAGCACAACACCUACAUCCUGGCUCUAGAUGGAGACACAGACUUCCAGCCGGCAGCCGUGAUGCUGCUCAUCGAUCGUCUGAAACUCUACCCGCUCGUCGGAGCCGCGUGCGGCCGAAUUCACCCCACCGGAACAGGUCCCAUCGUCUGGUACCAGAAGUUUGAGUACGCGGUGGGUCACUGGCUGCACAAGACGGCGGAGCACGUGUUCGGCUGCGUCCUCUGCAGCCCCGGCUGCUUCAGCCUGUUCAGGGCAGCGGCGCUGAUGGACGACAACGUGAUGAAGAGAUACACCCUGAAGUCCACGAAGGCGAUACAGCACAUCCAGUACGACCAAGGCGAGGACCGCUGGCUGUGCACUCUGCUGCUGAAGCAGGGUUGGCGAGUGGAGUACAACGCGGCCGCCGAUGCCUACACCAACGCCCCGGAGGACUUUAAAGAGUUUUACAACCAGCGUCGCCGAUGGGGACCGUCCACCAUGGCCAACAUAGCCGACUUGCUGGGCUGCACCACCAUGAUCUCCAAGAGGAACCCGUCCAUCUCCAAAGCCUACAUGUUCUACCAGUUCCUGAACUUGGUCGCCGGCAUUCUGGCACCUUCCACCGUCGUCCUUAUGAUUGCAGGUAGUUUGACAGUGCUGCUGGAUUUACACCCGAGCAUCGCUCUGCUCGUGGCCGUGAUACCACCGGCCAUCUUCCUCGGGGUUAGCUUCAAGAUCGAGGCCGACACUCAGAUCAAGAUCGCAGGAGUCUUGAGCGUCAUCUACGCCUUCCUCAUGAUCGUAGUCGGGAUUUCCAUAACAGGCAACAUCGUGAAGCAAGGAACCCUCCUGACUCCCAGCAGCCUCUUCAUCAUCGCCCUGGCCAGCUUUUACCUCUUCACCUCAAUCCUGCAUCCUCAGGAGAUCGGCCUGAUUUGCUACGGCUUGAUUUACAUCAUCUCCAUCCCCAGCGCCUACUUGCUGCUGGCCAUCUACUCCAUGGUCAACAUGAACAACGUGUCCUGGGGCACCAGGGAGACGGCGCCGGCUGCCGGAGCCGCCGCCUUGGAAGUCGCAGUCCCUCAAACCGCCGCCCAGAAAGCCAAAUCUUCCAUCAAUCGGUUCUUCUCGCGGUCCAAAUGCUGCCGAAAACUCUGUCACACCGGCAGCGCCGAAGAGCUCAGCCUCAACCAGGAGGAGGCGGAGGCUCAACCCCAGAACAGUGUGGUGGAGGACGUGAGGACGCAUGUGGAGGAGGAGUCGAGGCAAGUGCCAGAAUACACCGUCACUCACCAAAAUUGGGUCACACAGCUGCAGAGUCUGAAUGACGACAUGCGUCUGACUGAGGAAACGUUCGACAAGGAAGAGGAGCAGUUCUUCAGAGAUCUCAUGACCAAAUACCUGGAGCCUCUUCCCGAGAACAAACAGGAGAAGAAAGAGAUGAUGGACAGCCUGAGGGAGCUGAGAAACAAGAUUAGCUUCAUCUACUUCAUCGUCAACGCCUUCUGGCUCAUCGUGACCUUCACGCUCCAGCUCCUGGACUCGUCCGUCUUCAUCAAGGUGCCGAAGAUAAACAACAACCUGGAGUACACCGGAGAGUACAUCUUCAUCGACCCCGUGGGCUUCAUGUUCAUCCUGUCCUUCGUGCUGCUGGUCAUCAUCCAGUUCUUCGGCAUGCUGUUCCACAGAAUAUACACCCUGAUCCAUUAUGUGGCCUUCAUGGACACAGAGCCCAUGUCCAAACAGGAAAUACCAGAACUAGAAGAAGAACUACAAAAAAAACCAAAGAAAUUUGAAGAGGACAACGGCGACGACGGCGACAACGGCGACGACGGCGACGACGGCGACGACAGCGACGACUCCGACGACUCCGACGACUACAUGUUGCCCAGCAUGCUCGGCCGGGGCGCCAGGAGCGGCACGAUGGUGUGACGCACGACGCGCCCCCAACACACACACACACACACGCGACCCCACGACCCCCGACGAUGACCUCUCCUUCGCACUUUGAAGCAAACUAUUUUUUCUGUGUGUAUCGCAUUCAAAUAGUUUUUAGAGUCCGUUUGUGAUUAUUAUUAUUUCUUUAUUUUUCCUUCCGAGGACAAAAAAAAGUGCCACGUUAAAACCGAUGACUCAGACACUGCGGGCGUAAAAAGAGGAGCAGGCAGUGUGUGUGUGUGUGUGUGUGUGUGUGUUUGAUGAGUGAAAUUGACAAUGAUAGCGUCAAAUCAAAUAUUUUUAAUUCGUGGCCGACAGCUCGAGGAUGAAUGAAGUAAACAAAAAGUUUUUUUUUAAUGUAAACAAUCAACAGAAUGGAAUUUUUUUUGACACAACAAGAAGGAAAAACUGGAACUGAAAACAAUGAGCCGACACACGGGGCAUUGCUGUCACUUUAUUUCCGAAGUCUCUGCAUUGAUGCUUCACACGCAAUAUGAAGAAUAACCGAGAAGUGUGUGAAGGUCAACAUGCACAAUGUGAAGAGGAGAAAACUGACGGCAUCUUUUUUUUAUUUAACAAAUUAAUCUGUCGUUUGUGCUUAUUUGUAAUAUUUUAAUCACUUUUAUCCUGAUUUCUUUUGCUACUUAAUGUUUUAUAUGAUUACGUAAAACUGGUGCCUUAAAAUAAAGGCACAUGGGACUGGCCAGUACAGAGAACAGGAAACUAAAUGUUUUAACUCUAACCUUUGCUAACAUUAUAUGCAAAAAUUGCAACUCAACUAUUAAAAGAAUGCACAUUUUGAUGAACUUCUCAGGUCUGAUUUUGUCUUUAAAUGGUGUAUUCUAAAGGUAAACAUGGAACAUAUUUUGCAAUUACAUCUCUUAAAAAAACAUGUAUGUCGUGUAGAGUCUAAUAUAACAGUUGGCGGGGUUUUUGUUGUUGAAAUCUUUCAUUUUUUGUGAAUAUUAUUGGGACGGAUAUAUGAUUAUCUGUGACAUUUUACAAUUUUACCUCAUUUAACAUUGAACCGGGUUUGCAUUGUUGCUGUGAUUAUUGAUUCAUAAUUUGCGUGCAUUCGGUCAUAUCCUCCAUAUAUACUGUAUAUCCAUGGGUUUGUGCACUUUUGAAGUCUCCAUAUGUUGUUCUUUGUAAUCAAUGAACAGAAGUUGCCAUAUUUACAUAUGUUAUGCAAAAAUAUUCACAAUUCCAACUUUUUCUCAGUUUUUAUAUGAUUGCAUAUUACACACGUCUGAAUUGUUUGGACUCGUAUCAACGUGUCCCCUCGGGCUCCCGACGUGGGAAUGUUUCACUUCAGAGAAUAAACAACUCGUUGUUAGGAAAAGUCUUGCAAUAAAAAGAUUAUUUGAACAUUGUAAUAAUCUUUUCUCUUUUGAUCCAAGUGGGUUUUGGAUGAAUUACAAGAGGAGCUUCUUCCCUACUCAGGAAUUGUAUUGGUUUAAAACGUGAUGUCACCAACAAAGAAAACAAAACCGAAGCCAUAUAACCCGACAUGUACUGAGCUCCAUUGUUGAGCUGAGAUUAUUGUAUUCAAGGUGUCAGACGAGACCGUUUUACAAGACUACUGUGUACCAUUUCAAAUAACAACUUGUCUAUUUAGUUUGGCUCUGGGUAGUAAACCAGGAGACGAGAGAAAAACACAACAAUAAAAUGUCUUGUUUAUUCUAUCAAACUGUAGAAAACAAGUGUAAAUUACAAAAGUGUGCCUUUUUAUUUAAUCCAUACAUACUGUACGUGUUUUUUCAUGAAAUAUUUCUAUUUAUUUGUUGUCCCUGUAUUGUCUUCAAAAAGGAGUUUGUGUUUUUCUAUAUCAUGUUUUUUUUGUGUUGGUUUGGAUAACAAAACGAGUUAAAACACAGUUUUUAUUUGAACAAUAAUGGAUUUACCUUGAAACUGCACCUGGCUCAUGUUUCAGUGAUUAUUUUUAAUGCCAUUUAUUAAACUUAUUUACAAGCUUUAGUGGACUGUGCAGUAAGUUAUCUGCAGUUAUGGAUGUAUUCAGUAUAUUUUGAACGUGAAUGUGAAACUGCUUAUGUAAUCUGCUUCCUCAUACCCAGGUGGCAGGGUGUGCGUGUGUGUGCAGAAUGUCUAAUAUUUGGUUGAAAGAAAGUACCGAUGCAUCAUUAUCUGUCAGUUCGGCCUGUUUUAAAUAUAUUGUAUAAAUAUAUAUAUGAGUAACAAAUGUCUCGGAUGUUGAAACAAAUGUCGAUAUGAUUUAAUUUUAAAUAAAAUGCUCUGGAAUUUGGUCAGGAGGAGGAAUUAGGAACCAGGAAACCAGCAAAUGAUUCUUAAAAUAAAAAUGUAAAAAAACA
Pseudoliparis swirei is the source of this 6266-nucleotide messenger RNA. Its product is annotated as chitin synthase chs-1-like. Lineage: Eukaryota; Metazoa; Chordata; Actinopteri; Perciformes; Liparidae. The transcript has 22 exons. The record is from RefSeq and is a predicted model, not a curated record. Gene Ontology annotation, cellular component: cell periphery; cell septum. Gene Ontology annotation, molecular function: chitin synthase activity.